GUGAUUGGCUACAACUUGUUUAGCUCCAGCCAGUCGUGGGCGAGCUUCACAAAAACAAUCAUGCAAGUGCCGUCACCAACAGGAACAUCGUGGACCGUCACACCAACGUCACCUCAAGAACGAGCGAUCGAUGGGCCAGCGCCAAUCGUAAAGGACAAAAACUACCUGUACUCGGGUCGUAAAUCCUUUGCGGUAUGGUUGGACUGGACCGAGUGGCAGACAGUGUAUGCCGACGUGUUUGCUAGUGAAUUGAACCUCCUCGACGACGGUUCGGACUCGCCCCACACUAGAAAACUUCGAGCUCUUUCGUACAUGGCUGCAUGGCGAGCGCGGAGCGAUGUGCCUGUGGCCGUAGAAGUCACUGCGCAAUUGGUCGAGAUCAGCUGCCACGACAGUCUGCUUGGCUUGGCGCUGCCUGGUCGAUCGGCGUAUCGAUCCCACGAAGAACUGCGCCUGCUGUACAGCGCCACCGUCGUUCGAUGCGUAAACGGCCUCGUGGAUGCAUCCCAGCGAGGCGCGUACGCCCAAGCCGUGAGUUCGCUGGCGUUGCGCAUUGGCAUUCCGCUCUGGAUCGUGGACAUUCGCCACGAAGCUGCACACACUAAGCUUCCAUCGCUGCCGACUUUGCAGUUAGCAUGCCAGACCCUUCGUCAAUGGCUGUUUGAACACUAUUGGCAUCCCCAAGACGCAGCAAUCAAGCAACGGGUAGCUCAGGUUGGGUCGGCGCUCUCGCGGCGAUUGCAUUUCAACGAGCCACUGCGCCAGUUGCUUGGGCUGGAUGUGGCGACAUUGAGCGGAAUUGUGGUGCCGCUUCUGGUCCAAGGCCACCAGUAUGGCGAGAGGGUUUCCUCCGAUGGCACGAUUGUGGAUCUGCUGCCGAAAGAUGUGGCGUUGGAUUUCACUCGUUUCGACGCCGAAUGGUUGCAACUGUGUGGCCAAGACUCGCUGCGCCAGGUUGUCGAAGAAUGCCAAGGAGUUUGGGAUGACUUUGUCGGAUGGUUCCUCGUAGCCGUGGCUCGGGAACUGUGUCGCAUCUGCCAAGAUGAGACCCAGGACGUAAAGAGCGUGUUGCUGGCCAAAUGGAUCGUGCACGUUGCUUCCCCUGACACUUGGACGCUGGAUCGACGUGGACAUCGGCUGCCCGUCGCCGCUUCGUACGCGUUGGCUUUGCUUCGCAACAGCCCCGAACAAGACAAUCUGCUGGGGCACUACUGGAAGGCAGCCGAAGCAGCAUUAGUUGCUUGUUCAACUAACGACCACCCAGCCAACGUCGAGAAUGACGUGAUCACUUCUUGGAAAAAGUUUGAAGUGUGGACACCAAGCCCCAUGGGUACCCAAUUGCCGUUUGGUUCCAUUGCGCGGGACUUGUCAUUGACCGAUGCGGUGGAUGAGUGGGAUUCAGGUUAGCAACCCAUGGGGAUUCUUGCAGUUGUCGUCAUGUCGAUUGCGAGUAGGCAAUCUCAUUGUGCUAUCGGAGCUUCCACCUGCAGACACGAGCAUGAUGGCCGAUUUCGACGCCAAGUACUUUGCCAACGUGGCAGCCAUUGUCGACGCUCGAAACAAGAUUGCAGAUGAGAUCGUGGUUGCAGGACAUACAAGCCAUAACGAAUCCAUUUCCCACGAUGAAGUCGUGCGAUUGCAAAAUGCAAUUGAAAUCUGGUAACAGUUAAUACAACAACUCAUGAUUGAUUUGGU
Aphanomyces astaci is the source of this 1695-nucleotide messenger RNA. RefSeq lists its product as hypothetical. The transcript is spliced from 4 exons. Gene Ontology annotation, cellular component: Las1 complex; preribosome, large subunit precursor. The record is from RefSeq and is a predicted model, not a curated record. Gene Ontology annotation, molecular function: endonuclease activity. Bases 61 to 1407 code for a protein of 448 amino acids. Lineage: Eukaryota; Oomycota; Saprolegniomycetes; Saprolegniales; Verrucalvaceae. Gene Ontology annotation, biological process: maturation of 5.8S rRNA; maturation of LSU-rRNA.